Molecule: messenger RNA, 2513 nt
Organism: Sus scrofa (pig)
Lineage: Eukaryota; Metazoa; Chordata; Mammalia; Artiodactyla; Suidae
Gene: ASCL1
Product: achaete-scute family bHLH transcription factor 1
Biological process (GO): sensory organ development; positive regulation of transcription by RNA polymerase II; neuron differentiation
Cellular component (GO): RNA polymerase II transcription regulator complex
Molecular function (GO): DNA-binding transcription factor activity, RNA polymerase II-specific; RNA polymerase II transcription regulatory region sequence-specific DNA binding; protein dimerization activity
Source: RefSeq, a predicted model, not a curated record
GCGGGGCCAGGGCUGCGCGUGGGGCUGGGUGUCCCAUUGAAAAGGCGGCCGCACUCCGGCCGUCCGCACUCUCUCACUUCUGGCCAGGGAACGUGGAAGGCGCACCGACCAGGAGCCGGCCAGGGAGGGCAAGGGAAAGAAGGAAAUUAGAAAGAAAGAGGGUUAACAAAAUAAUACAAACAGCGCGAGCCGCGGCUGGAGAGACCGAGACCCGGCGCAAGAGAGCGCAGCCCUAGGGGCAGUGGGACAGAAGACUCAGCAGAGCGCGCUCACCACUGACUUUUGCUUCUUCUGCGUUUUGGUUUUUUUGGUUUUGUUUUGUUUGUUUUUUUUUUUUAAACAAGAAGGCGCUAGCGGCAGCCACACACGCGAGCGCCACGCGAGGCUCCCGAAGCCAACCCGCGAAGGGAGGAGGGGAGGGAGGAGGAGUGGAGGGAGGAGGAAAAGCAUUUGCACCUUCUUUGCUCCCACCCUAAGAAGUCUCCCGAGGAUUUUGUAUUUUUGCAACUUCCCUCCGGGCUCCCUCUCCAUCUCUCCCCUUGUCUGCCACUCCGUUCGUGCCCCCCUCCCCCUCCCCCCUGUCCUGUCUGUGUCCCCUCGCGCGCCCUGCGCCUCGCGUCCCCGCUCGCUCCCAUCCCGCGACUCCUUGGCCGUCGCCGCGCAUGGAGAGCUCUGCCAAGAUGGAGAGCGGCGGCGGCGCCGGCCAGCAGCCCCAGCCGCAGCCCCAGCAGCCUUUCCUGCCGCCCGCAGCCUGCUUCUUUGCCACGGCCGCCGCGGCGGCUGCGGCGGCUGCGGCCGCGGCGGCGCAGAGCGCUCAGCAGCCGCCGCCGCAGGCGCCGCAGGCGCCGCAGCUUAGCCCCGCGGGCGACGGCCAGCCCUCAGGGGGCGGUCACAAGUCAGGGCCCAAGCAAGUCAAGCGACAGCGCUCGUCCUCGCCCGAACUGAUGCGCUGCAAACGCCGGCUCAACUUCAGCGGCUUCGGCUACAGCCUGCCGCAGCAGCAGCCGGCCGCCGUGGCGCGCCGCAACGAGCGCGAGCGCAACCGCGUCAAGCUGGUCAACCUGGGCUUCGCCACCCUGCGGGAGCACGUCCCCAACGGCGCGGCCAACAAGAAGAUGAGCAAGGUGGAGACGCUGCGCUCGGCGGUCGAGUACAUCCGCGCGCUGCAGCAGCUGCUGGAUGAGCAUGACGCGGUGAGCGCCGCCUUCCAGGCGGGCGUCCUGUCGCCCACCAUCUCCCCCAACUACUCCAACGACAUGAACUCCAUGGCCGGCUCGCCGGUCUCAUCCUACUCGUCGGACGAGGGCUCUUACGACCCGCUCAGCCCAGAGGAACAAGAACUGCUCGACUUCACCAACUGGUUCUGAGGGGCUCGGCCUGGUCAGGCCCUGGUGCGAAUGGACUUUGGAAGCGGGGCCAUCGCACAACCUGCAUCUUUAGUGCUUUCUCGUCAGCGAUGUUGGGAGAAAAGCAGAAAAAAGAAGAGAAGAAGAAAGCAAACAAAUUCCAGGCAACCAACCUCUAUGCCAACUAAGCGUCACAUGCGAAGCAAGGCUCUGGCAAAACAAGGAUGCGCUCAGAACAGUAUCUCUGCACUCCAACCAUUCACGGAGAUAGAAAGAGUGACUAGGGCCUGAGUCAAUGCACAAAACGCCACUUGUGUGCAAAACUAGUGGGCUCCUGGCAGAAAGGAGCAGCACACGCCCUCUAGGAACUCCCACCCACCACUAACAGGCAGAGCUGACCUUCCUGCCCUCCCUGAAAGCGCAGUUCAUAGCCCUCUAGAAAUGGGUUGGUGUCUUUCGUCUCUGUUUGCCCCCACCCUGAUAAGCUUUGGACACUUUUCUUCAGUGAAAUUGUGCUAUACUCAGUCCUUUAAAGCCCCAAUUGGUGGGGGGGGGUCCCCAAGCUCCACUCCCUCACACCACCUUUUCUACCAUUUUCAUCAUAGAAUGCUUCCAAUCUUUUGUGAAUUUUUUUUAUUAUAAGAAGAAUCUAUUUGUAUCUAUCCUAACCAGUUUGGGGAUAUAUUAAGAUAUUUUUGUACAUAAGAGAGAGAGAAAAAUUUAUAGAGUUUUGUACAAAUGGUUUAAAAUGUGUAUAUCUUGAUACUUUAACAUGUAAUGCUAUUACCUCUGCAUAUUUUAGAUGUGUAGUUCACCUGACAACUGCCAUGUUCCCUAUGUGGUUUUGUAAAGACCUGUCCUCAUAGGUGAGAUCAAAAGGCCACCAGAUGUACUUCAGCACCAAUGUGUCUUACUUUAUAGAAACUUUGUUAAUGUAUUAAUGACAUUAUUAAAUACUGUUCAAGAAGAACAAAGUUUAUGCAGCUACUGUCCAAACGCAAAGUGGCAGCCAGUUGGUUUUGAUGGGUUGCCUUUUGGGAAAUUUCUAUCACUGCCCCCCCUUUUUUUCUUACUGUUUUAUUACAAACUUACAAAAAAAAAACCCAUGUAUAACCCUGUUUUAUACAAACUAGUUUCGUAAUAAAACUUUUUUCUUUUUUUACAAAU